AUGCUUGCGCCUGCGGUUGCAUUUAGACCGUUAUCGACAAGCAACAUGUUAAGAUCGGAGGCAAUAUCGAUGAGCACCAAUAAGCCUCAAGAGCAUCAAAUCACCAACAUCAUAGACCCAAACAUGAAGCAGCAAUUAUUCAAAGGACGCAAGAAUGAGAAAGUUGUUUUGUGGAAACUCUACGGGUCGUUUCACAGACACAACACUUUGUUAUCGUUAGUGGCCGUGGUAGAAGACCAGGACUUCAUGGAAAAGAACGAACACUUGACUUACAACGAAAAGGUGUUAUACUACUUACAAUUACCACACCACACCAAGAUCCACGUUUCCGCGGGUCAACUAGGAUUCAGAAAGGCUCAGAGAUCCGAAUACGAAGCCGGAUACCAGGUGAGUGCCAGAAUGUUCAAAUUAAUCGAAGAAAGAAACUUGCUCGGGCCAAACGACAAGAUCGAAAUGAUUUUGAAGGACUUUGGAAAGGGUAGAGAAGCGUUCUUGGCCGCGUUGCAAGGUAAAGAAGGGUCAAAGGUCAAGCCUAACAUCAUUAGAAUAAGUGACAACACCAAAUUACAGUUCGGUGGUUCGCGUCCUAAGAAAUUACGUCGUUUGUAG
Debaryomyces fabryi is the source of this 609-nucleotide messenger RNA. RefSeq names its product mitochondrial 37S ribosomal protein YmS18. Gene Ontology annotation, cellular component: ribosome. The transcript has a single exon. Bases 1 to 609 code for a protein of 202 amino acids. The record is from RefSeq and is a predicted model, not a curated record. Gene Ontology annotation, molecular function: structural constituent of ribosome. Gene Ontology annotation, biological process: translation. NCBI's taxonomy places the organism in Eukaryota, Fungi, Ascomycota, Pichiomycetes, Serinales, Debaryomycetaceae.